This is a messenger RNA of Mesorhabditis spiculigera, 834 nucleotides long. Lineage: Eukaryota; Metazoa; Nematoda; Chromadorea; Rhabditida; Rhabditidae. The record is from the annotation of a GenBank genome assembly.
AUGGAAGAUGCCGAUUUGAGCUCGACUAUUCCAGGUGGUGGUCCCAGGAUGAAGACUUUUGUUAUACAAUGGAUAUUGAAAGCUGUUGCUGUCGCCAAUAUGCUCAUCUUCCUUACAGGAUUGUUCCUGGGCGUCUUUAGAUCGGAUCUUUUAAUUGUUUCCCUCGCGUUGUCGGUUUUGGGGCUAUUGGGAAUGAUUUUCUUUACAAUCUGCUGGAUAUACAAACCGAGGUUCCUCUUCAAUAAUUUUUAUUGGGAACGAAAACACAAGCCGGAAACAUUCUGUGUCGAGGCAAAAAUCGAUCCCGAAGUGACCGAGGACCUGAUGCGUAAUAUUCGUGGAAUCCCAUUCCUUAUCCAGGCUAUCCAAUAUUCCAUGGAGACGUCCUAUUUCCGCGAUAUAAUGGGCGAAAUGGGCGAGGGUAUCGUGCGGACAUCAGUAAUUCAUACGGCACCGGCAUGUACAAGUGUUUUGGAUUCGGAGACCAAUACGAUGAAUACAAAUACGCCAAGGAGUAGCUUUAAUCAUAGGCACUCUGCUGAAGAACAGUGGCUGGAGAAUGGGGAAAAUAAUUGGCGUAACGAACAGUUGAGGUUAAGCCUGCAGCAACAAUCUUCAACUAAUAAUUUAUUGGUGUUUCCUUUAUAUGAAGCCAGUCCGCAAAGAACAUCAAUGGAUCAAAUUGAAAAUGAGUUUUCAAGGAUAGAGAGUAUUCGUCGAGCUCAUGGACCUAAACCCAAAACGGCCACCAACCCCUUCCAAGUCCGCUGCAUUGGCAUGAGCGCCAAUUUUAUCGAACAGUUCAACACAGUCCUCCAGACUUCCCAUGAUACC